Molecule: messenger RNA, 2854 nt
Organism: Xenia sp. Carnegie-2017
Lineage: Eukaryota; Metazoa; Cnidaria; Anthozoa; Malacalcyonacea; Xeniidae
Product: eukaryotic translation initiation factor 4 gamma 2-like
Exons: 27
Coding region: 676-2700 (674 amino acids)
Cellular component (GO): eukaryotic translation initiation factor 4F complex
Molecular function (GO): mRNA binding; translation initiation factor activity; protein binding
Source: RefSeq, a predicted model, not a curated record
UUGUCAUAUUGUCGAGAAAAUGGAGGGUAACUUGCUGUGAGCUUGUUGGUCGUGAUCUGUUGAUAAUUUCUUGCUCAUUUUCUAGAAAAUCGUUCUCCUCAUUAAAAAUUCUUUUCGAGAGCAUCGUUUACAAAAGUGGAAGGACAAGGGUUCACAGUUUCUAUAAAGGAGUCUGUACCCACGGUGUCUGGUGCUUUUACCGGUGCCAAAGCCAACGAAAGUGAUACUGCAGCUGCACAAGCCAGUUUUCAACGAUGGGUACCUCCACAUAUUGCUCGAGAGACAGAAAAAUCAAGCGAUGCCGUAUUUAGACGAGUCAGAGCAAUCCUCAACAAACUCACGCCUGAAAAAUUUGAUAAAUUGUCUGAUGAGCUUCUUCAUGUUGGCAUCAACACAAAAUUCAUUUUAAAGGGUAUUAUACUUUUGGUUUAUGAAAAGGCUCUCGAUGAACCAAAAUACAGUUUGCUCUAUGCCCAGUUGUGUUUACGUCUUUCUCAACUUGCUCCUAAUUUUGACGAUCCUGGAAAAGCAGGGCAUUCGACAUUUCGCCGUCUUUUGCUCAAGCAGUGUGAAGAAGAGUUUAACAGCCGAUCAAAAGCCAGUACAGCUCUCGAUAGAAAAGAUGGAGUUCUUAGUUUGGAAGAGGAAGAACAGAGAGCAAGCAAUAAACGGAAGAUGCUUGGCAACAUUAAGUUUAUCGGUGAACUCGGUAAACUGGGCAUGCUGCACCAGGCGAUACUCCACAAAUGUAUUAAACAGCUUCUGGAUAAAAAAAAGCGCGCGACAAUGGCAGAUAUUUCGGAAGAUAUGGAAUGCUUGUGUCACUUGAUGAAGACUGUUGGACCACAACUUGAUGUUCUCAAAGCAAAGCCACUUUUUGAUCAAUACUUUGAUCGGAUCCAUCACAUUCUGAAGAAUACCGAUCUGCCAUCCCGCAAUCGUUUUAUGCUUCAAGAUAUGAUCGAAAUGAGGAAGAAUAAGUGGGCACCAAGACGUGCUGCACAGGAUAAUUCAGCUCCAAAACUGAUACGUGAAAUCAGGCAAGAUUCCAUACAGGGUAGAAAAGGGGGCAUGAUAAAUCCUGCUGAGCCUGCGUUUUCACACGGACUUCGUUACAAUAAGAAAGGAAGAAUAUCACCUGGCAGAGGCUUUGAAGAUGUCUUUAUGUCCGACUCAAGCUUUGAUUCAUUUCUUCCUGUCAAUAACUUUGGCGACAUAAGUAUUCACGAUGACCCAUUUUAUUCCAUUCAUGGCUUCCAAGCAAGAUUGGAUGAGCUUCCCCCGGUUCGUCCAAUGAGAGAGGAAGACCUAAACUAUAGUUCUACUAAGCCCAGAGGAAACACUCCCGACUUUAUGCCAAACUUCCAGUCUGCACAAAGGAAACAACCAGUCAAUGAAUCUAGACCAAGGAGAAUGUUGGCACAGAAAAGUCGCACAGCUGAUGGACAGAUAAGUCUUCGCCCAGUUCGAGACUCCAUGGUCACGCAACCAUCCUUGGCUCCUCGUACCCCACAAAUCUCUUCGACGUCCAACCAACAAAGACAAACUAACGGAUUAACUUCUGGAGCAAACGAAAAAUCAAAAGCCACCAACAAGUCUUCUGCUACCACAACCAAAGCUGACGUAGAAAAAAAUUUGACUGCAAUUGUUGAAGGUUUCUUGAAAUCAAUUGAUGUUGCCGAGGCCAAAAAGAGUAUGAAAAUGCUAACAACGCCACAAGCUAAGCAGGCGCUUGUUAUUAAACUUGCUCAAGCUGUCAUUGAUGAAAAAUGUUACGUCGAAAAUAUAAUGAAAUUACUUAAGACAUGUUUGGCUGAGAAGACGUUGACGAAGGAAAAUGUAGUCAAGGGUCUUCAAUCAUGGUGUCAAAAGCUGCCCAAGUCUGAUAAAGAUUUAAAAAAUAUAAAAACCUUCCUAGGAAAAUUUACGGCUCAACUUGUUUCGGAGAACAUAGUUGAUCUUUCAACCACAAGUAAAAUCCUCGAAUCUAUUGACCUCAUGUUCUUGCAGUGUUUGAAAGAUCUAAAGUCAUUAAGAGGAGAGGAUUGGUUACUUGAGAAUUUCAACUUCAGUCAAGUGAAUUUGUCAUCAACAUUGCCGGACGACUUCAAGGGUGAAGAAAAUAUGAUCAAAAUUUUACGUGAAAAGGGGUUGAUAUUCCUCUCUCCUAAACUUAAAGCCCGUGUUGAAUUAUUUGAACAAAUGCAGCGUGAUGCUAAUGAUGCUUACUUGUUUUUGUGGAUAAAGGAAAAUUUGGAAAAUUGGCUUUCAAGUGCUGAAGUUGCUAGUGUUUUGACCACAUGUGUGCUUAAGUAUGUUACCAUGGCUACGAGCUUAUCUCUGGAUGUCAAUUGCAGUCAACCGCUGGACAAAGUAGUCCAGGAAGAAGAAAAAGCAAUGAUGGAAAGUAUGAAACCUUUAAUGCAGAAGUUUCUCAAUGACAACAUCAAACUUCAGAUCAACGCUCUGUAUGCCUUGCAAGUUUUCUGCCACGACAAUAAUUUUCCAAAAGGUAUGCUGUUACGAAUGUUUAUGAUGCUCUACGACCUGGAGAUCAUUGAAGAAGAUGCAUUUAUAUCUUGGAAGGAGGACGUCAGUGACCAGCAUGCUGGCAAGGGAAAAGCUCUCUUUCAGGUGAACGCAUGGCUUACUUGGUUAGAAACCGCUGCUGAAGAAAGUACGGAUUCGGAACCCGAAUAAUCGCCUAUGCUAAUCAAAUCAUACACAAUACUUUUUAAUUUCAAUUAUGACUCUCAAUUUUCUUAAUAUCAUUUGACUUAAUGAAUUUCAAUAAAGUAAAUAAUAGAUCUGGCAACUUAAUAAAUCAUGAAAUUAUAGCAAGUUAUGGUUAUAA